This is a messenger RNA of Hemibagrus wyckioides, 1242 nucleotides long. RefSeq names its product ceramide synthase 3b (gene cers3b). Gene Ontology annotation, cellular component: membrane. Gene Ontology annotation, biological process: ceramide biosynthetic process. Lineage: Eukaryota; Metazoa; Chordata; Actinopteri; Siluriformes; Bagridae. Gene Ontology annotation, molecular function: DNA binding; sphingosine N-acyltransferase activity. Bases 110 to 1216 code for a protein of 368 amino acids. The record is from RefSeq and is a predicted model, not a curated record. The transcript is spliced from 11 exons.
AGGGAGGAAGGGUGUGUGUGUGUGUGUGUGUGUGUGUGUGUGUGUGUGAGAGACAGACAGUGGUCUACCUGUUUCAGACAGAGAAGAGAGAGCGGGAAAAGGCAGGGCAAUGCUCAGUGCGUGGUUUUGGUGGGAUCGUUUGUGGUUGCCUGUGAAUGUCACGUGGGCAGAUCUACAGGAUACAGAGGACCAGGUUUACGCUCAUGUGUCUCAUCUCUAUAUGAUUUUACCGAUCACUGUACUGCUGCUGGGCCUCCGAGUCCUGUAUGAGAGACUAAUUGCUCCACCCAUCGCUGCAGCCCUUGGGGUGAAGGACAAAGUCCGUCAGAGAUCCUCGAAUAAUCCCACACUGGAACAGUACUAUAACACACACUCUAGACAUCCAUCACAGAUUGAUGUUAGCGGGCUCAGUAAGAAGGUGAGCUGGUCAGAGCGUCAGGUUGGUCAGUGGUUUCGCAGACGGAGGAAUGAGGACAGACCUGGAGUAGUGAAGAAGUUUAGAGAAGCCAGUUGGAGGUUCGUGUUUUAUCUCUACGCCUUUCUCGGAGGUCUCCUGGCCUUAUAUGACAAACCGUGGUUCUAUGACCUACAUGAAGUGUGGGCGGGAUUUCCCAAACAGACCCUGCUGGACUCGCAGUACUGGUAUUACAUGAUUGAGAUGAGUUUUUACAGCUCCCUGUUAUUCAGUGUGGCCGUGGAUGUCAAGCGAAAGGAUUUUAAGGAGCAGUUGGUUCAUCACUGGGCCACUUUAACCCUGCUGACCUUCUCCUGGUGCGCAAACUACAUCCGCAUCGGGACUCUGGUCAUGCUGGUGCACGAUGCUGCAGAUGUUUUCUUGGAGUCGGGGAAGGUGUUCAAUUACGCCGGAUGGUCGCAAGCCUGUAACACCAUCUUCAUCCUCUUCACGGUGGUCUUCAUGGUCACCAGGCUGAUCAUCUUCCCUUUCUGGUUGAUCCACUGCACCUGGGUUUAUCCUCUGGAACAAUUUCAGCCAUUUUUUGGAUAUUAUUUCUUCAACGGGAUGCUGGUGGUCCUGCUGCUGCUGCACAUCUUCUGGGCGUUGCUCAUCCUGCGUAUGGUCAUUAAACUCAUGUCUGGUGAAAUGAAAGGUGAUGAAAGAAGCGAUGAGGAAGAAGAGGAGGAGAGUCAGGAUGAAGCACAGAAACACAACCAUACACACUGUGACUCUAACGGAUGUCUGGCUAAUGGUCACUGACUCCAAACCGGACGCGUGGACAGCGG